AGUUGGGUAGAGAGGACUGAGAUUAUAGGUGUGAAUGGAAUCGGGUGCAAAUAUUUAUUGAAGAAAAUCCACGGUUUUUCAGUUCUUGGUUUUGCUUUGGCUUGUGUCUUCUUACUUCGGUUCUGAAUAUUAGUUUAUUAGUUUUCUUUUUUGUUAUUGGCCGAUUUUUGUAUUUUUUUCCUGUUGAAGAUAGAUGGGAGGUUGUAAAGUUGAGUGAUUUUUUUAUUUUUUUGCUUGAGAGCUGAUAUUUUACGGGGUUUACUCUUUCUUUUAAGGUGUUUUCUUCUGAACUAAACAAGGAGAACUAGAAGAUUUUGAUUUGAGUUUUUCAAUUUUGAAUUGUUCUGGAGUUUUUGAAGUUUGUGCAGAUGGAUUUGUUUGGCAGCCGGAGAUAAAAGUGCUUUGGAUGUUUGAGCUUUGAAGGGUGAUAAACGAGAUUCUAAAGAAAGGGGCUUUUAUGCAUUGAGUUUUGGGUUUUAUUCCUGUGAGAUAGGAUUGUUGAUUGAGAUGAUUACAUUUAUAGAAUCCAAAGAGAAAACGAAGGAAAACGAGAAAUGUUUGGAUUCUCAAUUAUGGCAUGCUUGUGCUGGUAGUAUGGUCCAAAUGCCUCCGAUGAAUUCAAAUGUGUUUUACUUCCCACAGGGGCACGCCGAGCACGCCUCUGGAAAUGUAGAUUUUAGGAGCUGCCCUAGAGUUCCGCCUUAUAUACCUUGUAGAGUUUCUGCAAUUAAAUUCAUGGCUGAUCCUGAGACUGAUGAGGUUUUUACAAAGAUGCGAUUGGUUCCCGUUAAUGGGAAUGAGGCUGAUUUUGAUGAAAGUGGGGUUGUUGGGAUGAAUGGUUCGGAUAAUCCUGAUAAACCCUCUUCAUUUGCUAAGACGUUAACACAAUCUGAUGCGAACAAUGGUGGGGGGUUUUCUGUACCGAGGUAUUGUGCGGAGACGAUUUUUCCUCGACUAGACUACUCCUCGGAUCCUCCCGUUCAGACCGUUUUGGCAAAGGAUGUUCACGGGGAGACUUGGAAAUUUAGGCACAUUUACAGAGGGACGCCAAGGCGCCAUCUCUUGACAACAGGAUGGAGUACUUUUGUGAACCACAAGAAGCUCGUGGCAGGUGAUUCAGUUGUGUUUCUGAGGGCCGAAAAUGGGGAUCUUUGCAUUGGAAUCAGGCGGGCGAAGAGAGGAAUUGAUGGGGGACUGGAAACGCCAUCCCUGUGGAAUCCGGCAGGUGGCAGUUGCUUCGUGCCAUAUGGAGGGUUUUCAGACUUUCUGAGGGAAGAUGAGAAUAGAUUGACCAGAAAUGGUAGUGGAAAUUCAGGCAGGAAUUUAAUUGGCCUGGGAAGAGUGAAGCCCGAAUCGGUUAUUGAAGCUGCAACUCUUGCUUCCAGUGGACAACCUUUUGAGGUGGUUUAUUAUCCUCGAUCUGGCACUUCUGAGUUUUGUGUGAAGGCGUCUAUUGUAAAGACGGCAUUGCAAAUUCGUUGGUGCUCAGGCAUGAGGUUCAAGAUGGCCUUUGAAACAGAGGAUUCUUCACGAAUAAGUUGGUUCAUGGGAACCAUAUCGUCAGUUCAGGUUGUUGACCCCAUUCGCUGGCCGGAUUCACCUUGGAGACUUCUCCAGGUGAUUUGGGAUGAGCCUGAUCUACUUCAAAAUGUGAAACAUGUGAGCCCGUGGCUGGUAGAAUUAGUGUCAAACAUGCCUACAAUGCAUCUCUCUCCUAUUUCACCACCACGGAAGAAAUUGAGAUUAACACAACAUCCUGACUUCCAUCUCGAUGGCCAACUUCCAUUAUCAGCUUUUUCAAGCAACCACGUCCUUGGGUCCAGCAACCCGUUUGGUUGUCUUCUUGACAAUACUCCUGCUCGCAUGCAGGGAGCCAGGCAUGCUCAAUAUGGUCUAUCAAUAUCAGAUCACCAUCUCAGUAAACUACAGUCAGGUUUGUUUCCGAUUGGUUUCAUGCCACUCAAUCGAGCUUCUGUACACACAGGAACUUCCAAUCUAGUCAUACCCAAGCCAAGUAACAAUGAGAAUGUUUCUCGUACGGUAUCCAUGGGAAAUUCCAACCACGUUUCAAUAAGAAAUAAUAACAAGAAGGCAGGUCAAUUUGUACUUUUUGGUCGACCAAUUCUUACUGAGCAGCAGAUUUCUCUGAGCGGCUCUGGCAAUGCAGUUUCACCAAUUCGCACGGGCAAUAUUUCUUUAGACGAAAAUGCUGAUAAGAUGGGAAAUACUUCUGAUAAACCUAGUUCACCACUUAAUCAACAUGAUGCACCAAAGCACUCAUUAUGUAAAGGAUUUCAUUCGGAGCUCAAUUCCGAAACUGGUCACUGCAAGGUUUUCAUGGAAUCAGAAGACGUAGGUCGCACAUUGGACAUUUCUUUGCUCAGUUCUUAUGAAGAAUUAUGCAAAAAACUGGAAAAUAUGUUUGAUAUUGAGAUUUCGGAGAUGCUGACUCAUGUUGUGUACUGGGAUGUCAUGGGCGCAGUGCAAAAACUUGGUGAUAAACCAUUUAGUGAAUUCAUGAAAACAGCGAUAAGGUUGAAGAUUUUAACUGAUUCAAGCUGCAAUAAUAUAGGAAUGUAGAGCCAUAACCAAACAGCAAAACCUCCUGUUGCUUAUUGUACAGCAGAACUACUGAAAGCUUUGUUCCUGACCUCUAUUUCCAUAUCCAAAAUACGCAUUUGGCUGAUUUUCACAAUUGAUUCACCCUAUGCACUUCCUGAAAUUCACCGCCAUAAUUGAAACAGGAAAGCAGGAACUCCUGUAUGUGCCUACUAGCAGGGAGUUCUCUUUUUCUUGGCUGAUUCUCAAGCGUCCUACUGCCAAUAUCCGGUAUUUUCAGUGACAUGUUUCUGAAAUAUUGUUACCUUGUUUUGUAUCUCUUCGAGGGUUUCCAAUGUCCUGUUUGGAGGUAUGUUCAGGGAAUUCUUCAUAGCGUUUUCUCGUUUUUUCAAGACAAAUUGCUACAAAGAACAAGUUGAGCUUGCUUUUUGUAGGCUUUUGUCUUCUAUAGUACACAUUUUCUGUUAUGCUGGUUUUUGAGAGGAUAAACAUUACCUUAUUCUGUAAGCUUAAAAUGAAUUUUCUCUGUACAGCCAAAAGAUUUCUUUUCAACUAUAAUUUCUGGAUAUUUGGAACCUUUCAAACC
Messenger RNA from Olea europaea var. sylvestris, 3145 nucleotides. Its product is annotated as auxin response factor 18-like. NCBI's taxonomy places the organism in Eukaryota, Viridiplantae, Streptophyta, Magnoliopsida, Lamiales, Oleaceae. The transcript has 4 exons. Gene Ontology annotation, molecular function: protein binding; DNA binding. Gene Ontology annotation, cellular component: nucleus. Gene Ontology annotation, biological process: regulation of DNA-templated transcription; response to hormone. The record is from RefSeq and is a predicted model, not a curated record. Bases 508 to 2580 code for a protein of 690 amino acids.